Messenger RNA from Eutrema salsugineum, 971 nucleotides. Its product is annotated as early light-induced protein 1, chloroplastic. Lineage: Eukaryota; Viridiplantae; Streptophyta; Magnoliopsida; Brassicales; Brassicaceae. The transcript has 3 exons. Bases 185 to 778 code for a protein of 197 amino acids. The record is from RefSeq and is a predicted model, not a curated record.
AGGAAACAACUCGACCUGGACCUAUCAUUUCUCAUCACCCCGUCCUAUAAAUACAUACAUUGAUCCUUCAUUACUAUCAUAUCAAGCUUCUCCACAACUUUUAAUACCUUAAAAGUCUAAUACCCUCUCAGUUCAUACUCUAGAUUCCUCCUUUUAUUUCACACAAGUAAAAACAGCUUCAGAAAUGGCAACGACGUCGUUUAACAUGCAAUCUGUCUUCGCCGGUGGAUUGACCACUCGCAGGAUCAACACCAACAAGCUUUCCUUCGCCGGAAACUUCUCAAAUCUCAAGAGGAACUAUCCGGUGGGAGUGAGGUGCAUGGCUGAGGGAGAUCCCAUGAAAGACGAAUCUACUACACCUUCGACCUCGGCUGCUCAGCCUAUGCCUAAGGCAUCCUCGCCGCCUCCUCCUCCCCCUCCUACUAAACCUAAGGUGAGCACGAAGUUGGGAGACUUGUUAGCGUUUAGCGGUCCAGCACCAGAGAGGAUAAACGGGCGUUUAGCGAUGGUUGGAUUCGUGGCUGCGUUGGCGGUUGAGCUAUCCAAGGGAGAAAACGUUUUGACUCAGAUCUCCGACGGUGGCGUUUCGUGGUUUCUUGUAACGACGGCGAUCUUUACGUUUGCGUCGUUUGUGCCGCUUCUCAAGGGCAUAACCGCAGAGUCAAAGUCCAAAGGUCUUUUUACAUCAGACGCUGAGCUUUUGAACGGGCGUUUCGCUAUGCUCGGUUUGGUCGCUUUGGCGUUCACUGAGUUUGUUAAGGGUGGGACCCUCGUCUGAGUUAUCAAAAAAACAAAUGUUACUUUUUAGGGGAUGAUGUUAUAUUACAGUUUUGCCCCUGUAUUUCUGUAAAGUUAUCUGGUUUGCUCUUGUGUCCUGUUAUGUAAAACAGUAAUAGUAGUGAGUUUGCAGUGACAUUUGGAAAAAACUUGUUGGGUUAUGAAAUAUUUUUAUUAUCAGUGAGUUGCUAUCA